Mesorhabditis spiculigera is the source of this 750-nucleotide messenger RNA. NCBI's taxonomy places the organism in Eukaryota, Metazoa, Nematoda, Chromadorea, Rhabditida, Rhabditidae. The record is from the annotation of a GenBank genome assembly.
AUGGCGGCGCUCCAGGGCGAGGAGGAGUCUGAGGCCCAGCGCAAGGCCCAGGAGCGCGAACAGAAGAAGGCCGAGGUGCGCAAGCGGCUCGAGGAGUCCGGCAAGGCCGGCAAGAAGAAGAAGCAGGGUUUCUUGACUCCGGAAAGGAAGAAGAAGCUCAGGAAAUUGCUCAUGACCAAGGCGGCCGAGGACCUCAAGCAGCAGCAGUUGAAGAAGGAGCAGGAGCGACAAAAGUUCCUCGCCGAACGCACGGUCUCCCUCCCCAACAUCGACGGCACCGACGAUCACGCCACGCUCGAGAAGUACUACAACGAGCUGUUCUCCCGAUUGACCAAGCUGGAAGAGGAGAAGUACGACAUCCUUCAGAUCGUCCAAUCCGCCGAGGCCGAGAUCAACGAGCUGACGAUCAACGUCAACGAUCUCCGAGGCAAAUUCGUCAAGCCCACCCUUAAGAAGGUGUCGAAGUAUGACAACCGUUUCAAGAAGCUCGCCGAGAUCAAGAAGACCGAGGGACAAGCUGACUUCCGCAAGGAGCUAAAGACCGUCAAGAAGGAGAACGUCUUCACGCAGUUGGCCAAUAAGAAGAAGGCCGACCAGAAGCCCGACUGGAAGGCCCAGAAGGCCGCCAAGAAAGCCGCCGACGAGAAGAAGGAGGAGCAGCCCAAGGAGGAGGAGGUGCCUGCCGAGGAGCCCGCUGCCGAGGAGCCAGAAGAAGAAGAGGAGGAGGAGGACGAGGAGGAAGAGGAAGAG